Molecule: messenger RNA, 1191 nt
Organism: Fusarium tjaetaba
Lineage: Eukaryota; Fungi; Ascomycota; Sordariomycetes; Hypocreales; Nectriaceae
Exons: 2
Coding region: 1-1191 (396 amino acids)
Source: RefSeq, a predicted model, not a curated record
AUGGAACAAAUAGCCAACCAAAUUGAUCGGGACGAUACGGGCGAUAUUGUGAAGGACAUGCAAAAUGCCCCUUCUUCUACCAAUAUCAAUUUUCCAUCGUCCUCCAGCAGAGGCGACUCGGACGGUGUUGUUGACGGCUCAGGCAACGGCAACACAGGCGUGGGAGGGGGUUCGAGCUCACAGACCAAAGUCAUUGUCUUCAACUCCACAAACUUCGAGGACGGUUACGUUUUUCAGCUCAAGGAUAGCGACCAGAACAAAAAGAUAAUCGGCUUUUCCAAAACCGACCCCAAAACCACUCUCGAUGUGGUCCAAUGGCAGGUUAUCAACGACCAAAACAUUAAGGCUUUGGGUGAUGCCAACUUUAGCGAUGCGAAGGCCCAGGGACAACUCAUGGAUGUUACUGAUACAUUAUCCAACGUAGUUGGCAACAAUUCUGUGACGCUCAACUUUAUUGGCCAAACCGCGAAAUAUUACGGAAAAGAGAUGUACAUCCAAAUUGACUGGAAGAAGGACGGAGCUUCAGGCUCCACCAAAACAGAGCUUUUCACUGUUACUAAUACCGACAACACAACUGAGAUCACUGAACUAGACACCCAGCUCAAAGAGGAUAAUAGUCAACAGGGGACCUUGGAGUCUACCAGUUCCUCAUCCUCAUCGGCAACAGCCACCCUUUCGCCUUCGUCGACUUCAGGGGCUGAAGAGAGUUCCGGCGGCGGCGGGGGGCUCUCAACCGGCGCAACUGCUGGCAUUGCCGUUGGUGCCGUCAUUGGUGGUCUUCUGAUCAUCGGUGCUCUGGUAUGGUUCUUUCUUCGUCGGCGUCGACGCAGCAAGAAGGCUGGUGAUGAGUAUGUCACACAGCAAACAUACGCAGUGGACAAGGAAACUCAUGGCCGCGCUACCGACUCACCCAACUCGCCCUACUCAGAUGAAAAUCAUAUGCAACCUGUUGCUCUCGGUAGCCUCGACCGAGAUCGUGGUGUCGCUCCAACUCCCCCACCCGGCGCCGUGCCUCGUUCAUCCAUCGGGUCCCAUGAUCGUGCAGCACACAGCGGUGCUCAGACACCCCAGGGCAUGCCCUCCAACGUGGCUCACUUGGUCGAAGAUGGUAUGACAGUUGAUGAAAUCCGAAGAUUGGAGGAAGAGGAGAGGCAACUGGAUGAUGAAAUCGAGCGUGCCGCAAGACGUUAG